AUGCCUUUAGACGGUAGUUCUAUGGCCGGGUGGCCUUUGCUAACAGGACUGGGUCCUUUGAAAGAGAGCAGGGCGGUUGACCCGAGAGGGUUCGGGGUCCGGUGCAAGGACAGUUACUGGAUGAACUGUUGCGAUUCGGAGUGUGGGAAACACGCAGAGGACAAGCGGAGGAACGCUUACUAUCCGGUCAGGAAGUGGAACCCAGCAGCCAACGCGGGCCAGUUGGUCGAUUACCUCCAGUGGAGGCAGGCCGAAGGCGACGAACCAGCGGGUGAGUACAUGGAGUGGGUUGUGCAUGAGUGCAUCCUUGGGUUUACAGGGCUAAGUAGCCCGGGUGAGAGUUGCGUCGAGCAAGUGGUGCUUGCUUAUGCCUCUGGUGAGGCGUCGGCGGGAGGCCAGUACAGAGACGUUAUCUGCUCGCAGCGGCUGGUGUCCGCUCUGACGGGGGACAUUUUGUCCGCGAAGAUUGUUCUGUCGGUAACCUUUGGGCCUGUGGAGACAGGCGACGGGAGUCACAAACUCUUUGGUGAAGAGGUGCGAGAGCAAGUCUGUUGCCCGCACUAG
This is a messenger RNA of Colletotrichum godetiae, 564 nucleotides long. RefSeq lists its product as uncharacterized. The record is from RefSeq and is a predicted model, not a curated record. The transcript has a single exon. Bases 1 to 564 code for a protein of 187 amino acids. NCBI's taxonomy places the organism in Eukaryota, Fungi, Ascomycota, Sordariomycetes, Glomerellales, Glomerellaceae.